UAGGUAUAUGUUUUUUUGUACAUUGACGUAAAAUAUCAAACAAAUAAAUGUUUUUUAAACGACAUAUUGUUAUUGGUAUAGCGAGAAUACUGACUUUAUAACAACUGUCGAUGAUUGUAAAGUACGAAAGUCUUUCCCAUUAAUCUAAAUACACGAUAAAGAAAAAAGAAAGCCUAAAGUCGUGAAUAUACGUGCCAUAACUUAUGGUUAACGUUGCCAUCGUCGAGUUUAUUGUCGUUACGGCCAUAUUAUACAAAACAUAUAACAAACGACAAAGCGCGUAUGGGGCAAUGCGCACACACGGGCGUUGAAAAUUUUUUACCAUUAUUUCGUAUAAUAUACGACGUGUACCGCUUGUCCGCCGCGCCGUCGUCGACCUUGCAAAUUUUCUUUUCCUUAUUACCGACGCCGUAUACCGUUUUUACACGGUUCUUAUACGCGAUGUAAGGUGAGCGUAUAUUAUAUAUAUAUAUUACAUAGGCGAAUAUACCACGGUCGCGUACAUACAGGUGCAGGUCGUCGCCGUCGUCGUGGUCGUCGUCGGGGGUUGCGAAAACAGCUUCACGGGCUAUUUGCGCGGUAUGUGUCGUAUUUCGAACGUGUCGCGUAUUUCUAUUGUGUGACGACCAUGUAUAUUAUGUGCAUAUACGCGCGUUAUACACGCGUUUGGUGAAUUUUAUAUACAUUUUUUUUCUACCUACUUGUGACGAAUCGCAGCCGACGGUGCGGGUGUACCGUAUACGUACGUACGUACGGUACGUACUCGGAGGUCGACCAUUAUUAUCGUAACCUUACGCCGCUGAUAUAGAAAGAAAAAAAAGUAAAAUGUAUGUAUGUAUAUAUGUGAAAAAUGAUUUUCCGCCCGCGCGAAGGCCGCAGCUCCGUUGCUGUAGCAAGUGAGUGCGUGUUUCGAAACCGCCGCCGCCGUGAAAGGUGCUACCGCCGCCUAUGUGCGACGGGUUAUUGUUACCGUGGUAUAGUGGUAGUGGUUGACGAUGAUGACGGUGGUGGUGGUGUGUUACCCGCUUUUCCGGGCCGAUUUUCCCACCACCGUGGGAUUUAGGUUUCAUAUAUAAACUCCAGACGACCGCAGCAACAGUACCACAAUCAGUCUUUCCUUCGUUUGACUAACAAUAUCGUGCCAAUACAUAUAGAUAUAUUCAAACAAACAUGGGUUCUAUAACUCCUCUGAUAACUAUCGCGUGUUUGGUCGGCUUGACGUCUUUUGGUGCGGCCAAAUUGAGCGAUAACGAAGUAGCAGAAGGAGUCAUAAAGCACACGCACUACCAUACCGGUGACGUGGAACACGCGCACAAACACGACGGCGAGGCACACCACGAACACCACCACAAGGGAAGCGCCGAACACGCCCACCACCACGGCGGAGAAUUCGGACACGGACAUCAUCACGGAGGCGAGUUCGGGCACGGUCAUCAUCACCACGGUAGCGCCGACCACAAGCAUCACCACGGCGGUGAAUUCGGUCACGGACACAAGCACCACGGUAGCGCGGAACACAAACAUCACCACGGCGGAGAGUUCGGACACGGACAUCAUCACGGAGGCAAGUUCGGACACGGUCAUCAACACCACGGUAGCGCCGACCACAAACAUCAACAUCACGGUAGCGCCGCUCACAAGCACCACCACGGCGGAGAAUUCGGACACGGACACGAACACCACGGAAGCGCCGAGCACAAGCACCACCACGGCGGAGACUUCGGACACGGACACCAUCACGGCGGAGAAUUCGGACACGGACAUCAACACCACGGUAGCGCCGCCCACAAGCACCACCACGGCGGAGAAUUCGGACACGGACACCACCACGGAGGCAAAUUCGGACACGGACACGAACACCACGGAAGCGCCGCUCACAAACAUCAUCACGGCGGAGAAUUCGGACACGGACACAAGCACCACGGUAGCGCGGAACACAAACAUCACCACGGCGGAGAUUUCGGACACGGACAUCAUCACGGAGGCAAGUUCGGACACGGUCAUCAACACCACGGUAGCGCCGACCACAAACAUCAACAUCACGGUAGCGCCGCUCACAAGCACCACCACGGAGGUGAAUUCGGUCACGGACACGAACAUCACGGAAGCGCCGAACACGCCCACCACCACGGAGGAGAAUUCGGACACGGACAUCAUCACGGAGGCAAGUUCGGACACGGUCAUCAACACCACGGUAGCGCCGACCACAAGCACCACCACGGUGGCAAGUUCGGACACGGACACAAGCACGGCGGUAGCGCCGAACACGCUCACCAACACCACGGCAAGGCCGCUCACGGUCAUCACCACGCCGGUCACUCCAAACACCACCACAAGCACACCGUCUAAUCCGACGUCAUCCGACGGACGAGACGACCGCGAUCACCAGUCGCACCACACACCGCCGUACAUAAACGAUCCUGCGAGGACACGAAGGCGACGAGGUCGGCACUCGUCUCCGACUCCUCCCCCAAUCUCUUACCCCGCUGCGUUUGGUAUUGACUUUAUGAAUACGGUAAAGGUUUUCGGGUUCUUCGAUUACUACUUGUUUCCAAAGUUUCCAGAUCCGACUCAUCUCGUUUUAUGUUUCCAGUCUUU
This is a messenger RNA of Aphis gossypii (cotton aphid), 2598 nucleotides long. RefSeq names its product histidine-rich glycoprotein-like. The coding region runs from base 1171 to 2349 and encodes 392 amino acids. The record is from RefSeq and is a predicted model, not a curated record. Lineage: Eukaryota; Metazoa; Arthropoda; Insecta; Hemiptera; Aphididae. The transcript is spliced from 3 exons.